AUGGCAGCGAAAGAACCCCAACCAAAGGACCUCCCCAUCGACCCGAAGUAUGACCACUACGACUUCCCCACGUCUGCUCCGACGCCGCAGGCUGGACACCCGGGAUAUACCACGCCCGAGCAGGAUGCACAGGUAUUCCAGCUUCGAAAGCAGCUGGAAGACGCAGGAUGCAAGGACAGGCUAGAUACGUUGACGCUGCUGCGGUUUCUGAGGGCGAGGAAGUUCAAUAUCGAAGCUUCGAAGGCGAUGUUCCUUGCGUGUGAGAAAUGGCGAACAGAGUUCAAAACCAAUACGCUGGUAGCGGACUUUGACUACCCUGAGAAAGAGAAGAUGUUCGAAUUCUACCCUCAAUUCUACCAUAAGACGGAUAAGGACGGCCGACCAGUGUACAUUGAACAAUUUGGCAAAAUCAACCUAGACGCCAUGUACAAAAUCACCACCAGCGACCGCAUGCUUAAACAUCUGGUAUGCGAGUACGAAAAGCUCGCUGAUAACCGCCUGCCCGCCUGCGCCCGGAAAUCCGGCCACCUGCUCGAAACCUGCUGCACGAUAAUGGACAUGAAGGGCGUGGGUCUUUCCAACGCUUCAUCCGUCAUCGGCUACGUCCGUCAAGCCUCUGCCAUUUCUCAGAACUAUUACCCGGAGCGACUGGGGAAGCUGUACAUCAUCAAUGCGCCGUGGGGGUUCAGCACGGUGUUUGGCAUGGUCAAGGGCUUCCUUGAUCCCGUCACCGUGAAGAAGAUUGCUGUUCUAGGAAGCGGAUACGAGAGCGAGUUGCUCUCACAGAUCCCAGCAGAGAACCUGCCUGUGCAGUUUGGUGGGAAGUGUGAGUGUGAGGGUGGCUGUAUGUUGAGUGAUAUGGGCCCCUGGCAGGAGCCGGAGUGGUUGACUCCACAGGAGAAGAAGACAGAGCAGGUGAAGACGGAAGUGGUGAAGGAGGAGGCUAAGAAGGAGGCUGGAGAGGAGGAGAAGAAGGAUGGAGAGGAUGAAGGGGAGAAGAAAGAGGGGGAAAAGGAGAAGGUUGUUGAUCCUGCUGCUGCUGAGGGUGCUGCGCCAGCUGCUACUACGACGGCUCCAGCCCCAGCCCCAGCCCCAGCUCCGGCUGCUGCUUAG
Messenger RNA from Nannizzia gypsea CBS 118893, 1113 nucleotides. RefSeq names its product Sec14 cytosolic factor. Bases 1 to 1113 code for a protein of 370 amino acids. The transcript has 3 exons. The record is from RefSeq and is a predicted model, not a curated record. NCBI's taxonomy places the organism in Eukaryota, Fungi, Ascomycota, Eurotiomycetes, Onygenales, Arthrodermataceae.